AUGAGCGCUCCUGUCGUCGGUUGCCUCACGCGCUCCGCUGGAGCGAUUCUGGGCCGACAAGCCUUGACAUCAGAUGUCUGCGCAUGCACAUCACUCGCAUCUCAUAGGUGGAGGUCAAAGGCCUUCUCGACAUCAUACAGCGGAGCCAUUCCCUCGGAUGAUAUACAAAGUGUGGACAUAGCCAUUGUCGGUGCAGGAGUGGUGGGACUAGCCCUAGCUUCCUCUCUGAGUGAGUUCUUCUGCUUCUCCCAUCACCUCGCUACUCUAACUGACAAAAACCCGCCUUGGAAAGCGCAGCGAGAAAGGGUGUCUUGCAUCCCAAGACUCGAUUAGCUCUCAUCGAUCCCAGACCCUUGGAAGCCAUUCAGCAAUGGUCGCCUGGAAAUGGCUCUGCAUACGCAGAUGGAGUAGCGUGGAGUAAUCGGGUCAUCAGUCUGAACGAAGAAAAUCGGUCUUGGUUGGAAGGUGAGCGGCGACGUUUGUACGGAUCUGUUCUCACAGCUCAUCAUCAAGUAUUUCGAAACAUGCAGCUCUAGGAGCACUGCCUGAUCAUCUGGACCCGAGGCGCAUGAAUCCGAUUCGUAACAUGCGCAUCACGGAUGGUUUGACUGGGUCGUUGAUGAGGGUUGACGCACCUCCGUCUGAACACGGAACGGAAGCCCGGCUAGCCAGCAUGGUGGAGAUUGAUGCAUUGUGCAAAGCGCUAUCGCAUACCCUAAAUACCCUGGAUCGAGCAUCAUUGCAGUAUCAUGCGUCGACUGUGCGAUCAAUUCAAGCCUCCGCCACUCCAGAGGUGGAAGAACCACAAGAUGCGUGGCCCACCAUCAAUCUCUCUUCUGGCGAAUCGGUUCGUGCUAGAUUACUUGUAGGCGCUGACGGCGGCAAUUCGCCGGUGCGAAAGUACUCGAGGAUAGAAUCUAGCGCUUCGAAGGACUACGGAAAGAAGGGAGUCGUAGGCACAUUGAGGAUUGAUCCGGCGCACGCUGUUGGAAGUGAAGGCGUUGCGCGGCAGAGAUUCUUGCCGACGGGUCCCAUCGCUUGGCUGCCUGUGAGUUGCCAUCUCGUCGAGCUGUGGUGAUCGCGCAACACCCUAACCUACCUUCUUGCGCUCGUCAACAGGUGUCCGAAACGGCAGCUUCGAUGGUAUGGACGUUGCCUGCUGAGCUUGCAAAUGCCAUCAUCGCGAUGCAUCGUUCGUCCAACGGCAACACCCUUCUUGCUCAACUCGUCACAGCAGCCCAUCGUCUACCCUGGCCUGUUCUACGAAGUAUUCUGCAAGCCAUUCAUAACCACCAAAACGUCCCCACUCCUCGAGACGCAAGCCGAGACUGGAGCUGGCUCUCACCUCUGAUCCUUUCAGAGCUGAACCAGCCUGGCGUGCCGGACCCAAUCGCCGGCCACGAAGUCCCUCCUGCCGUGCAAGAAGUGGAUGCGUCUUCCGUGGCAGCGUUUCCGCUGCGAAUGAACCACGCUCAAGGAUACUCUGCCUACGGGCAAGGGGUGGACAGCGCAAGGUACAGUUUCAACAUCAACGAUUCUUGGUCAGAGAUUCUGACCAAAGGUAUUUUGCAAGCGCAAUCCCUCGCUGGAUUGCGGAAGCCUAGCUCUCUCGCCGAUUCCUCAUUAUCCGAAAGACCAUCGCAGCCAGGAGCACAAUUUAGCGCCUUGUCGCGCGAUCGAGCCAUCAGCAAAGCUCGAGGUCGCGUAGUGCUUGUGGGCGAUGCGGCACACACCACCCAUCCUUUGGCAGGCCAAGGACUCAAUCUGGGAAUCGCCGACGCUCGAAGUUUGUCCAAUCAUCUGGGCCAGGCAGCUCGUGAUGGUUCGGACUUGGGCGUGGCUGCUUACGCGUUGGCAGCUUACGAGUCGGAAAGAUGGGGAGCAAACGAGACGAUGCUCAAGACUUGCGACUCGCUAGACUGGGUCUACAGCUUCGAUAAUACCAUUGGUCCGACCGCCACGCUGCAAGACCAAGAGACGCUGGACGACACGUUUGAAGGACCCGAGGAUCCUAGGGCAAAGGUGCUAGCAGAGGCUUUUGUAUGGGCGAGGAGCACCGGUUUGGAAGUUGUGAAUGAGUUGGGACCCGUCAAGGAGGGCCUUGCUAGAUUGGCCGGCAGUGCAUACUCUCGGCCAAAGUCAAAUACAGGCAGUGGGUGA
This is a messenger RNA of Ceraceosorus bombacis, 2160 nucleotides long. Lineage: Eukaryota; Fungi; Basidiomycota; Exobasidiomycetes; Ceraceosorales; Ceraceosoraceae. The record is from the annotation of a GenBank genome assembly.